Molecule: messenger RNA, 336 nt
Organism: Aureococcus anophagefferens
Lineage: Eukaryota; Pelagophyceae; Pelagomonadales; Pelagomonadaceae
Exons: 1
Coding region: 1-336 (111 amino acids)
Source: RefSeq, a predicted model, not a curated record
AUGUCGGAGUGGCUCGACCCCGUGGAGUCGACGCGGGACCUCAUCGCGGCGCUGGAGAAGGACCGGGGCGCCUGCGAGGCGGAGAUCGUGGACCUCGCGGCGGAGCGCGAGGCCGUGCUGCGGGCCAUGGGCGAGGCGGCGAGCCGCCUCGAGCUCCAGGAGACGAAGAUCGACGCGCUUCAAGGCCAGGACGCCGCGCUCCGCGAGGCCGUCGACGAGAUGGACCAGUCCAUGGAGAAGGUGCGCCAGGUCUCCGCGACGUUCCAGGAGACCGCGGGCCGCUUCCGCCACAUCAAGACGACGGCCGCCGCCGCCGCGGCCUUCGCGGGGCGAUGA